Mesocricetus auratus (golden hamster) is the source of this 7006-nucleotide messenger RNA. RefSeq names its product RAD54 like (gene Rad54l). Lineage: Eukaryota; Metazoa; Chordata; Mammalia; Rodentia; Cricetidae. The transcript has 19 exons. Gene Ontology annotation, molecular function: ATP-dependent chromatin remodeler activity; ATP binding; DNA translocase activity. Gene Ontology annotation, biological process: double-strand break repair via synthesis-dependent strand annealing; reciprocal meiotic recombination. Bases 1599 to 3833 code for a protein of 744 amino acids. Gene Ontology annotation, cellular component: nucleus. The record is from RefSeq and is a predicted model, not a curated record.
CAGCCAAGGACUACACAGAGAAACCCUGGGAUUAAUGGCCUGAGCGACCACUGCCUGGUCCCUUCUCCAGCUUUGAGACAGGUUUCUCUGUGUAUUCCAAGCAACAAAUGUUAGCAGUGAAAGGAACUGAGUCUAUGGCCUCACACUUGCUAAGCUAAUGCUCUAUCACUAGCCCCACCCCCAAACAAACAAACCAAGCCGCACAACAAAACAAAAUGGGUACAGUUAGCCUACUUUAUAGCUGAGGCCAUUAAAUGGGUUAUAGCUAAGAAGAUUCUUUCAAGUAGACAGUGGUAAAUGUCAUUGUCAUGGGUAUGCUUUCAAGAUUAGUGAUGAAUGGGACUGUGAUAAGUACUUUGUUCACUUUUUUUCCACCCUUUGAGACAGGGUCUCUUACAGAGCUCUCGCUGUCCUGGAACUCACUCUGUAGACCAGGCUAGCCUCAUAGAGAUCUGCCUACCUCUGAUUCGUAAGUGCUAGGAUUAAAAGCGUGCUCCCCACCAGGCUCCACUACUUUGCACACUUUAAUUCGCAUCUGAGAAUAAACCCGCAGGGGAGGUACUAUAAUACUUCUUAGAUAAAGGGAAACUGGUUUUGAGAGAAUGGGUGACUAUGUCUAAUUUGAAAAUUACAACUCCACCCCAGGAAAAGGUGGCUUAUUUCAAGAGAUCUCAGACCACUUGGCAGCCCACCCAGCACCAACGCCUCUGUUCCUCUUUCGAUUGGCAACUGGUCUACCUCCAGCUCCGAUUUCUGCUCCAAGUCUAGCACAGGAAAGAUGCUCAUGGCUCUAAGAUCCCGAACCAAAUCCCCAGAAAUGUGCCGCCUUUCCUAAUCUAGUUUAGGUAGCGACUCCUCUCCACGCUAGUUCAUCCAUUUGCUUCACCUGCUUGAGUCAAACUCAGCAGCCAGGAAGGCGGACAAUCCUGCAAGCACGAAUCCGGCCACCUGCUAGUCGUAGCCACCGGGCUAAGCCACGCCUCUUAAAGGUCGGUUGAACUUCUAAGCGGAAAUCCAAGACCCUUAGCUGCCCGCCCCUUCCUUCAGGCGGGAACGUCGAACGCCAAGAUCACGGAGCGCAGCCAAUAGGGGAAUGUGGCGGCCGAGUGGCGGGAGGUUCGAUUGACACUGCCUGGAGGCUGUUAACGCGCGCUUCGGGAAGAGGAAGGUUAAGGGCCGGAUGCCGGAGACGCUCUUUGCCUCUCUUCAGCAUCUUCUGAGAUUCUCCUCCUCCUAACCUGGACCUUCUACUGGCCCUUCCCAGGUUACUGUGAACGUCCCUGAACUCUUUCCUGGGUCCCUACCUGACCUUCCUCAGAUUGAGGUUUGGCAUCAGUCCAGCGCUGAUUUACACCCGGCUCCGCCUAGAUUUGCACUUAGGAUUUCUUGAGCCUUGCGUUAACUGGCGACUGACAUUCCCGGUUUGAACCCACGCUCCAGCCCGAUUGCGUCUCUUCCACCCAUGACGACUCUUUCGAUUUUCUUUUCAACGAUAUAGCAGCUCCCCUCUAUAGCAUGCCCUGCUCCUGCAUUCUCUGUUGCUGAGGGCUUUUAACUUAGCUGAUGGGUACUUGACACCUGACGUGCCUGGGCCCAGGAUGAGGAGGAGCUUAGCUCCCAGCCAGUUGGCCAGGAGGAAACCAGAAGACAGAUCAUCUGAUGAUGAAGACUGGCAGCCUGGGGCAGUAACUCCUAAGAAACAAAAAUCCAGUAACGAGACCCAGUGUUUCCUGUCUCCUUUUCGGAAACCUUUGACUCAGUUAAUCAACCGACCACCCUGUCUGGAUAGCACUCAACAUGAAGCAUUUAUUCGAAGCAUUUUGUCAAAGCCUUUCAAGGUCCCCAUUCCAAAUUAUCAAGGUCCUCUGGGCUCUCGAGCAUUGGGCUUGAAAAAGGCUGGUGUUCGUCGUGCCCUCCAUGACCCUCUGGAAGAAGGUGCCUUGGUUCUGUAUGAGCCUCCCCCACUAAGCGCCCAUGACCAACUGAAGCUUGACAAGGAGAAACUCCCUGUGCACGUGGUUGUUGAUCCUAUUCUCAGUAAGGUGCUGCGGCCUCAUCAGAGAGAGGGAGUGAAGUUCCUGUGGGAGUGUGUCACCAGUCGUCGAAUCCCUGGAAGCUAUGGCUGUAUCAUGGCUGAUGAGAUGGGCCUGGGAAAGACACUACAGUGCAUCACAUUGAUGUGGACACUUUUACGCCAGAGCCCAGAGUGCAAGCCAGAAAUUGAGAAAGCAGUGGUAGUGUCACCUUCCAGCUUGGUGAAGAACUGGUACAAUGAGGUUGGGAAGUGGCUUGGAGGGAGGAUCCAACCCCUGGCCAUCGACGGAGGCUCUAAGGACGAGAUAGACCGAAAACUGGAAGGAUUCAUGAACCAGCGUGGAGCAAGAGUGCCUUCUCCUAUUCUCAUCAUUUCCUAUGAGACUUUCCGCCUUCACGUUGGAGUCCUUAAAAAAGGAAAUGUUGGACUGGUCAUAUGUGAUGAGGGGCAUAGGCUUAAAAACUCUGAGAAUCAGACUUACCAGGCCCUGGACAGCUUGAAUACCAGUCGUCGGGUGCUCAUCUCCGGGACCCCCAUCCAAAAUGACUUGCUUGAAUAUUUCAGCUUGGUGCACUUCGUUAAUUCAGGCAUUUUGGGAACUGCCCAGGAGUUCAAGAAGCAUUUUGAGUUACCAAUUUUGAGGAGUCGAGAUGCAGCUGCCAGCGAGGCAGACAGACAGCUAGGGGAGGAACGUCUGCGGGAGCUCAUCAGUAUUGUGAAUAGGUGCCUGAUACGGAGAACAUCAGAUAUCCUCUCUAAAUAUCUGCCAGUGAAGAUUGAGCAGGUGGUUUGUUGUAGACUGACACCCCUUCAAACUGAGUUAUAUAAGAGAUUUCUGAGACAGGCUAAGCCUGAAGAAGAAUUGUGUGAAGGCAAGAUGAGUGUGUCUUCACUGUCCUCUAUCACCUCUCUAAAGAAGCUAUGUAACCAUCCAGCUCUAAUCUAUGACAAGUGUGUGACAGGGGAGGAUGGCUUUGAGGGUACUUUGGAUAUCUUCCCACCUGGUUAUACCUCUAAAGCUGUAGAACCACAGCUGUCAGGUAAGAUGCUUGUCCUUGAUUACAUUCUGGCCAUGACUCGGAGCCGCAGCAGUGACAAAGUUGUGCUGGUGUCUAAUUAUACUCAAACGUUGGAUCUCUUUGAAAAGCUGUGCCGAGCUCGAAGGUACUUGUAUGUUCGCCUGGAUGGCACAAUGUCCAUUAAGAAGCGAGCCAAGGUUGUGGAGCGCUUCAAUAGUUCAUCGAGUCCUGAUUUUGUCUUCAUGCUGAGCAGCAAAGCUGGGGGUUGUGGUCUUAAUCUCAUUGGUGCUAAUCGGCUGGUCAUGUUUGAUCCUGACUGGAACCCAGCCAAUGAUGAACAAGCUAUGGCCCGAGUCUGGCGUGAUGGUCAAAAGAAGACCUGCUAUAUUUACCGACUGCUGUCUACUGGAACCAUAGAGGAGAAGAUCUUUCAGCGGCAGAGCCAUAAGAAGGCACUGAGCAGCUGUGUGGUUGAUGAGGAGCAGGAUGUGGAGAGACACUUCUCUCUUGGUGAGCUCAAAGAGCUGUUUACCCUGGACGAAGGCAGCCUCAGUGACACACAUGACAGGCUGCAUUGCCGCCGUUGUGUAAACAGACGCCAGGUCUGGCCACCCCCUGACGGUUCUGACUGCACUUCAGAUUUGGCUCAGUGGAACCACAGCACAGAUAAACGGGGACUCCAAGAUGAGGUACUCCAGGCUGCCUGGGAUGCUUCAUCUACAGCCAUCACCUUCGUCUUCCAUCAUCGUUCUCAUGAGGAGCAGCGGGGUCUCCACUGAUAACCAGCUGGUCUGGAUGCGGUGGUUAGAGGAGAAGGAUACAGGGAAAGUGGGUUCUCUGCCUCAUGAAGCUCUGCUCAGUUUUGUUCUCUAGGAGAAAAUCAUCAAGAAGGGCUGCAUGAUGUUUGCCCAAAAUUUAUUUUAUAAGAAAAACUUUUUUGGUUUAAAAAAAAAAGAAGAAAGGAAUAAAGGCAUGAAAGGGACUGAGGCCUGGGAACAGAUUGGUAAGCCCAGGAGGGAAGAGGCCUGGUGCUGGACAUUCUUAUGCUUCUCAAAGCCUGGGUGCCUGCUUGAAGGAGGAGGCAGGUAACCCCAGGGCAGGGGCAGGAGGCUUUCCGCAGUGAAGACAAUGAUCUAUAACCUCCUAGCCUGGGGCUCCCAGGGUACUGAGUAAGUGGCCCAAAGGCUCUAAACUCAGCUGUGGGAAUGCCCUUGCUGGGCCUCCAGGACCUCAGUGCAAGGGAAGAUGGGGGGGUGGGGAAAGAAACCAAAAAAAAAAAAAAAAACAAAAAACAAAACAAACAAAACCCCAGACAAAGUGGCAGAAGGAGAAUGACAGAAUCAGUGGUUGGGGAUUCUGGGCAGCCCAUGCCUCAGCCCCUGCAGGCUGAUGGUGCUGAGGAUGGGACUGUGAGGUAUGGGCCCCAUCACAUGGUGCUGACAUAAUCUGCAAAGGCCUGGGAUGAGUCCCAUGAAUCGCUAACCACAUGGCAGGUAGCCCGGAGCCGCCGGAUUGCUUCCCUUGCUGUGACUGCAUCCUGGUCCAGCCAGUUCUGGAAGAGGCGUAGGUGACCAAAGGCUCCACGGCCCCAGCGCUCCAGUCGCUUGGCAAAUUCCAGAAGCCCAUCUGGCUUGAUGCAGUUGGAGCUGGUAGGAAUGAGAUGUAUUAGCUAUCUGGGAAGCAAUUAGGCUUUGUCUAUAUCCCUUUCUCCCAUCCCUUCUCUCCCCAGUCCCUAGCAUACCUGAUAUCCAGCUGACAGAGGGAAGAGGAAGAAUCCUCUGAGAAAACAUCUGCCAGGGCCAACAGGCCAGCGUUCCCUGGAGAGAGGGACAGGGAGGGAUACUCAUUACCUAGACCCAAGAGCAGGGAAACAAGGGUAUCUAUCCUAUCUUAGCUCCAUCUUGAGAAAACCCUAGUUCUAGCAGUUCUGAAGACCUAGUACUCAAAUACCUGUAUUGCAAUUACAGCCUUCUUAGUGGAGUAGUCAAUACUGUUACCCCAAAAGUUUAUAGGUCAAAGACCUGGUUCCUUCCUCCCUCUCUGGGGUCUGGUCCCUACCCAGACGGUUCCCUGGUAGUCGAAGGCCCUUCAGUGUAGAGUUGCCCUUCAUGGCAGCAACCAUCUCAGGAAGAAAUUGGGCUGGGCGCUUCUCAAACAGACGGCAGAAGGAAAAGGUAAUCUCUGUCAAGAGAAAGUUUGGGUAAGAAGUAAGGCUGGUACUGUCCCUCUUGCCCCAGGUGGUCGUAGCAAGGUGUGUGAACAUUUUAUACGGUCCUGAAAAGAAUAAUCUGCAAAGUCCCAAGCUAUGUUGGAACUCAAUUCAAGUAAGAUACUGAACCUAAAUGUUUGCUGCAUGGACUUUUUUUAAAAUUCAGUUCCUCCUUUCUGUAGCCACUGAUCCCUUUGCAGUGGUGGUGAUUAGUUAGAAGUGAAUACCUGAAGGGGACAUGCCACAGUAUCACAUUUCUCCCCACUAUAUUUUUGUUGUUGUUUUGUUGAGACAGAGUUUCUCUGUGUAACAGCUCUGGCUGUCCUGGAACUCACUUUGUAGAUCAGGCUGACUUCAAACCUACAAGAGAUCCUGCCCCUGCCUCCCGAGUACUGGGAUUAAAGGCGUUCACAAGCACUGACUCACCCUUUCCCCAUUAUCUCACUUUUUUUUUUUUUAAUUUGAACCCACUCAGGGUGCUACCACCAUUUCUGCUGGCUCUUUACAAAACAAAACACAGUAACAUACUAAAAAUUGGGUAAAUGUGCGCAUUUGAAGAGGAAUUGAAUUUGGGACAUUAGAAGGAAUGUCCUAAGGUGCCAUAUCCUUGUAGUCAAGGGAGACAUAAGACUAGGGAAAGAAUAGUAGUUUGCACAUUGAGAUAGUGUCAGAGUUAGGACACAGGAAUGCUCAGGCUCUAGAUUAGGAUCUUACCUUGAAGGGUCAGAUUCUGUAGCAAAAAGAGCACCUCACUCUGGCAAUCUGCAAGAUUCAUGUCGUGGAAGCUCAGCCUUUUCAGAGAUUGGUUAUAUUCUGGGUGGGAGGAAGAAGCCAUGGACAAUAGGGUUUAGUUUUCCCAGGGAAUAAUGGUAGGUUCCCUACUUACCCUCCUUUACCAUUCCUACCUUUGAGUGUUUGCAACACAAGCCCAAAAUCCUGGGGAGAGGCAAAAGUGGCACUGUCCAGCGACAGCUGCUGUAGAGAACCUGAGGCCUUCAAAACAGAGCAGAGCAGUGGGGCUGGCUGAGCUCCUCGUGGAAAUCCCAUUUCCAGUUGCUCUAGGCAGUUUUCUGCAUAUGAUAGGAAGAGGAAAUUCCAAUUAGCUGUCUGUAUUUAAGAAUACAUAUGUAGGUGGGUGGUAGUGGUGACACAUGCCUUUAUUCCAGUACUUGGGAGGCAGAGGCAGGAGGAUCUCUGAGUUCAAGGCCAGGUCUAUAAAGCAAAUUUCAGGACAACCAGGGCUACACAAAGAAACUAUCUCAAACAAAACAAAAAUAACAUAUGUGUUUUAUUUGUGUACUACUACUUGGGGGUCAGAAAAAAAACCGUGGCAGGAGUUAAUUCUACGACGAGGGUUUCAGGUCUGAUGGCAAGUGCUUUUCCAUGUUGAGUCAUCUCACUGACCCACUAUUUUUUUUUUUUUUUUUUUUUUUUGGUUUUUCGAGGCAAGGUUUCUCUGUAUUGUUUUGGAGGCUGUCCUGGAAUUCGCUCUGUAGACCAGGCUGGCCUCGAACUCAGAGAUGUGUCUGCCUCUGCCUCCUGAGUGCUGGGAUUAAAGGCGUGUGCCACCAAUGCCUGGCCUGGCCCACUAUUUACAUGUAGCAGACUCAUUAGGGAAAUGGUUUAUUAUCUACACGUCCUGCUUCUACUGUGUGUUAGGCUUUAUGAUAAGUUCUAGAAAUGAACCAUUAAAUAUGAAAUCCUGUCUUUGCACUCAAGCAAAUAAAAGUAUAAUGGCUCAGG